This is a messenger RNA of Cadophora gregata, 1020 nucleotides long. RefSeq lists its product as uncharacterized. Bases 64 to 1020 code for a protein of 318 amino acids. Lineage: Eukaryota; Fungi; Ascomycota; Leotiomycetes; Helotiales; Ploettnerulaceae. Gene Ontology annotation, biological process: fatty acid beta-oxidation. The record is from RefSeq and is a predicted model, not a curated record. Gene Ontology annotation, cellular component: mitochondrion. The transcript has a single exon. Gene Ontology annotation, molecular function: enoyl-CoA hydratase activity.
AUCUCACUCCUUCACGAUUACUCAACCCUCCGCACUCAAUGGAAUUUGUAUAAUACCACCCUCAUGUCCCUAUCCUCUCCAGUAUUCAAAAACUACAAACUCUCCCGCACCGCCUGCCCCGUCCUCGUCUUCCAAUCCUCCUCGCGAACAUCCAACAGCUCAAGCAAGAUGUCUACCUCGAACUUUACCACCCCUCCCCCACCUCCAAACGAACAUAUUCUAAUAUCCUUCCCCAAACCCUCCAUCCUUCUCGUAACGCUAAAUCGCCCUAAAGACCUCAAUUGCAUCAACGCGCCCAUGCACCAAUACCUACACAACCUCUUCGCCUGGUUCGACGCCGAGCCCUCACUCCUCUGCAGCGUCAUGACCGGCACCGGGCGAGCCUUCUGUGCAGGCGCCGAUCUCAAAGAAUGGAACGCCUCGCACGAGAAGCAGAGGGGACAAAAAGAGAAACCUCCCAGCCGCGCCUCGCAAUCGCCGUCAUCAGGAUUCGGCGGGCUGAGCCGACGCAGCGGGAAGAAACCGGUGAUCUGUGCGGUGAACGGGAUAUGUUUUGGCGGGGGGUGCGAGAUGAUAGUUAAUGCUGAUAUAGUGGUUGCGGAUGCGGGGGCGGUGUUUGGGCUGCCGGAGGUGAAGAUUGGGGUUGUAGCGCUGGCGGGGGCGUUGACGAGGGUGGUGAGGACGGUGGGGAGGCAGAGGGCGAUGGAGAUGGUGUUGACGGGGAGGUCGCUGCCUGCGAGUGAGGCGAGGGAGUGGGGGCUGGUUAAUAAGGUUGUGGAGGGGGGUGUGGUGGAUGAGGCGAUCAAGAUGGCGGAGUUGAUUUGUGCGAAUAGUCCGGAUAGUGUGAUUGUUAGUAGGGAGGGGGUGAAGAUGGGGUGGGAGGGAGUUGGUGCGGAGGAUGGGACGAGGUUGAUAGCCGAGAAUUGGUAUAGUAGGAUUGAUGGUGGGGAGAAUAUGAGGGAAGGGGUGAAGAGCUUUGUAGAGAAGAGGAAACCGAGGUGGGUGCCGAGUAAAUUGUGA